GGGGGAGGGGCGUCGUGGCGCUGAAGGCCUGCGAGAGAGGGAGAGACACCUGUACGUUCUGGUUACGCGCACGAGCUCGGAGGAGCUUCAAUUAUGGACUCUUCUUCUUCAGAUGAAGCGGAUUAAUAGAGGAUCAAAGAGUUUGUGGAUUUUGAUGAGCAUUUCUGGGGGAAUCUUCAGAGAGACAGUGCAGAUAUGGAGCAGAGGAGCAGAGUGAGAGCGGCGCUGCUCUGCUGCUGUCUUCUUCUCCCCGCAGAACUUCUAGCCAUCCAGGUGACGGUUCCCCACACAGAGAGAAGCACAACUCUGUUUGCCUCCAUCAUCCUGCGGUGUGAUUACUCUACUUCAGCCAAUCAGCAGGACGUUCUGGUUACUUGGCGCUACAAGUCCUUCUGCCUGGAUCCAGUGAUUCAGUAUUACUCCACAGCAUAUCAGGCAGCUCUGACUCUCGGGCAGGACCCAGCAAACGACUGUCCAGACCGCCAGCGCACUGUCCGCACUGUCAUUCAGAAGAGGGGCAGUAAUGAACCCACACUGGGGAUAGAAUAUCGUGAACGCAAGAUCACCAUCCAAAACAAAGCUGAUCUGGUCAUCACUGAGGUCAUGUGGUGGGACAAUGGCAUGUAUUUCUGCUCCAUUGAUGCAGCUGGCGACACCAUAGGGGACUCUGAUAAGGAAAUCAGACUCAUCGUGUACCAUUGGCUGACAGUGCUGUUCAUCAUUAUCGGGGCUCUUCUGCUGAUCAUACUGCUCGGCGUCUGCUGCUGUCAGUGCUGCCCUCAGAAGUGCUGCUGUUACGUACGCUGCCCCUGCUGUCCCAAGACAUGCUGCUGCCCAGAGAAAGUGGUGAUGCAACACAGGAUGAUUCGUGAUGCUCAGAAAGCAAUGGCACCUUGGCUGCAUGGCCAGCCAAUCUAUUCUCCUAUUGGAUCAAAUGGAUCUUCUCAGGCAAACCCUCUACUGUACUCAGGUUCUUUCUCUGAGUACCCUUCUAAACACAAUAUCCCAAUGGGGCCAAUGCUUGUACCUCCACACCAUCCUGCACCACCGAUGGUACUUCCAUAUGGAGUCCAGGCCAAUGGCAGCGUGCAUGGCAGUGGUAAGGGCAGCAUGCAUGGCAACAACCACAUGUUGGAUUUCCUGGAGAAUCAGGUGAGAGCAGUGGAUGUUGGCGCUCCACUGGUCCAGCAUCCUGCUCAGUACAUGGCAGCCCCUUUUCAGGCACUGCCUCCUCAGCAAAUAGCCCUUCCACCUCAGCCUAUGCAGCCCCUGACUCAAGCCAUACCCCACAACCCCGGGCCCCCCAGCAUGCUCUCUGCCCUGGAUGAAAUGGGAGUGCACGGUGUGGAGCGUAGGGUCAUCCAAUUACCCCCAAUUGUGGGUCGAGCCCCAGGCCAGACCUCUCGCAGGGCACAGAGAGAUAACCGCCCGGUACUGCGCUUCCACAGUCAGUCCAGCGGAAGCUCCAGCCGCUCAGCACAUUACCGUGAUUCCUCACGACGGGACACUGGGUCACCGCGCCACGGGAUCCUGCGCAGUUACAGCGAUGAGUCAGACUGGGAUGACAGGCGAGGAGGCCGAGGCUCCAGAGAACGCAGGGGAGGGUCGGGUGGGGAUCUCUCACGCCCAAGAGUACGCAGCAAAGCUGAGCUGAUCGAGGAGCUUCAGCGGGCCAACCCUCGGCGUGGCUCCUGGAGCUCAGAGGAGGACAGUUACAGAGGAGCUGCAAAAUCCAGAGACAGAGCCUGGCCAGAGAAUCCACCCAGUUACUCCUCCAUCGACAUCCACCCCGGCCACAGCAGGAGGACCAAUGAACGCAGCUCGGAUAAGAGCUCUCGUAGUGGCGUCAGUGUUGUGAUCUGAAGAAUCGAGCUGCCUUGUCCUGCAUUUUCACCCCAUCGCAUCAGUGGAUGCUUAAAUACGUUUGACUCAGUUUCAGUAGCAGAGAAUGAUGAUUUAUGUAGAACUUGCUAAAUUGUUUAGUAGUCGGCUGCCUAGUGCUCUCCCAGUGAGAAGAAAAGAUUGAUUAAUCAUUUUAAAAAUGUUUUUCAUUUGUUUCAGUUCCUUUUAAAUAAAUGAUUUUUGUGACCUUUUUUUAUAAUUGUAUAAACAUGUUUUAAUUUUUUAUAGUUUGUGUGUUUGCUGUUAAACAGUGCUAUGUUUUAUACUAAAAAUAAUUAAGCUACAGUGGUAUGGAAUAUUUGGGUGCCCCUGGUCAUAAUUUCUGUAUCUUGAGUGAGUAGCUAAACAAGAUUUCUGAAAGUAAAUCAAUAUAAUGAUUAUGCCUUUCUAUAAUAUUGUAGCAUCACUGAGUUUGAAGUAAAAAGACCAAACAUAUUCCUAUUUGGCAGACAGAAAUAAUUGCAACCAGUAGUGGUUCUUACUUCUAAUUGCAGCCACUGAUUGACCCUUAUUCUCCAUCCACACUAACACCAAGAGGGUGAGUAACUCUCCACCAGUGCAACCACCACAACCAAAAGAAUAAAUACAAAUAAACACAAAAAAUAAUAAUAACACCAACAAAAAAGGGCUGUCCAAAAGCAGACGUAUCGGCAGCCUGUAUGAUACUUCUACUUAGUAUUUUCCAGUGACUGACAGGACUUGUUUAGAUGUUCCUUGGAAAACAUCUGAUGCUGAGUAUCUUAGAAUACAAUUACUGAUAAAAGAUCACCUCUCUCCCGCUGUCUAUUAGAAUUCAAUAAACUGUUACUGAUCGUGGAUCAGCGUUCUUACUGUGAGAAGUUUGAUAAAUAUGGACAUUGGUGGAGAACAAGCCAUAAUUAGCAUUAAACUGUAAAAGCGAAUCUUCUUAACGUGUAAGAUCUUUAUAAAGUUAUAGAGAGCUUAAUAGAUAAAGCAACUUUCCUUUCAAAUUAACAGAAAUUUUCACCAGGUUGGUCCAAAUAUGUGUGCAACUGAAUAGUUAAGCUUUAGCUUGUGAUUUCUGUGUUUACAUUGAUCUAGUUUGUGUGGUGAUGGGUUAUUUGUCACAUUUGUGGUGCUUUUUUUUCUUGUGUACAGUAUGAAAAUUAUGUAUAACUACCUGCAUGCAUUUGCUUAACUGACUGUUUAUACUUUAUGCACCUGCAGAAGAAGUAUGGUUUUAUUCUUUUUGUUAAUUUUUUAUAGUGCUUGUACAGUGGUGCCCAGUUUAACCUCCCUCUUUUCUAUUGUUCUACAGCAUUAUGCUCAUUGUCUGGUUAUAUUUAUCAUCAUCUCUCUGUCUGUGGCAGUGAGACAUUUUUUGCAUACAGAGUUGUAUGCAAACAUUUGGGUGCCCCUGUCAAGUUAUAUAUUUUAUUAUUUUUUACCAAGUGUGAUUAGGUACAAAUUAACACAAAGUUAUAUCGUGCCUUAAAAGUGGCAUGUAAAUUACAUAUUUACAGUCUUUGUUCACUUAUUUAUAUAUAUAUAUAUAAUCGUCUUAUAUCGACUGAAGGUGCCCAUUUUUUCAUACAGCUAAAUAUUCCAUAUAAUGUUUUCUCGUAAGCAAAAAAGGGAGACCACUGUUUAUAUGUGUAUGUUAAGUAAGGCAGCUUUUGUCCAAACUAAUGGGUAAACUUAAGGGUGUAAUAAAGUGUAUUUGGAUUUGUGUAUGAAUGCAUAUAUUUGUCAGCAUGUGUGGCCAAACCCAGAAUUUGUCAGUACAUGUGUCCAUUUCUCAUAUGAACAGGGGACACAAACUGAGUAAUAUCCCUCACCUAAGUCUUUACCUCAGUGGUUUCUGACUCUGAAGUUAGGUUUCAUCUGGUUACAGAUGACUUGUGACUGAAGGUCAGACUGUAAUACACACUGAACUUCAGCUAACUUUGCACAUAUUUAGCUUUUUACAGCAGUUUGACUUUGGCUACAAAUGGGUUUUUUACAUGUUUGCCUUUUGUCUAAUUUUUUUGUGAAAGAUAAUAAUAUAUGUAACUAAUAGAUAAUAAAUAUGUUUUGGAAUGAC
This is a messenger RNA of Astyanax mexicanus (Mexican tetra), 3946 nucleotides long. It is a transcript of the gene ildr1b, whose product is annotated as immunoglobulin-like domain containing receptor 1b. Lineage: Eukaryota; Metazoa; Chordata; Actinopteri; Characiformes; Acestrorhamphidae. The coding region runs from base 196 to 1863 and encodes 555 amino acids. Gene Ontology annotation, molecular function: high-density lipoprotein particle receptor activity. The transcript has 8 exons. The record is from RefSeq and is a predicted model, not a curated record. Gene Ontology annotation, cellular component: plasma membrane.